This is a messenger RNA of Trichosporon asahii var. asahii CBS 2479, 2061 nucleotides long. RefSeq lists its product as uncharacterized. Lineage: Eukaryota; Fungi; Basidiomycota; Tremellomycetes; Trichosporonales; Trichosporonaceae. Bases 1 to 2061 code for a protein of 686 amino acids. The record is from RefSeq and is a predicted model, not a curated record. The transcript has 4 exons. Gene Ontology annotation, biological process: amino acid transmembrane transport. Gene Ontology annotation, molecular function: amino acid transmembrane transporter activity.
AUGUCCCGGCCAGACCUCAGCGUCGGACAUGCCGGCCCCUCACGGGCUCGCAACUUCUCCAACGCGAGCGGCAUGUCCUUCGUCAGCGCCAAGUCGUACCACAGCGCCACCUCCAACAUCUCCGACACCGACAACCUCCUCCGCGUCGGCGAGGGAACGUCCUCCCCGCGGCCGAGUCUCACGAAUCUGUCUCGCCCCCAGUCUCGAGCAUCUCGCACCACCAGUGUAACCUCGACAGGCACGAUGGUGUUCAAGAAGCAUGCAGGGAAGAAGGACAGUGACGCCGAGGAUGGUCUCAGCUCCGAGGACGAGGACGAUGGCGAGAUCGAGUUCGGCUCUCGAGACGGACGCGACUCGCUAGACUAUGAGGAGGACGAGAUCCCGACGAGCAGCACAAGCGAUAGCUUCAGCAUCAACUUCUCCGAGAUGGAGCACGAGGACGAGAUGUCCGAGGACAUUGACGCCGACUCUGACGAGCCGCUAACUCGAGCUGACGGUCAGCUGGUGGCACCGUUGAUCCUGGCACACCCGCUUGCGCUCUUCCCAGCGCUCUCGGCGGUGCCGCAGAGUUUCCUGCCGGCUGGCGUUGCGCUGUUCAUCCCUGCGUUCUGCAUCCUCGCGGCGCUCUCGGCGUGUGCACACAUCGUCAUCGUCUACCUCGCAUGGUACCUCAAGGUUGGGAGCUUCGAGCAGGUGUUCGCUGCCUGCGCGGGGGAGCGCUUCGGACGCUUCGGACAGGCUGUAGGACGCGGCUUUGUUGUCGUCGCAACGCUUGGCUCCUCCAUCGGUUGGCUCGGAACGGUGGCGAGUCUCCUAGACCCUGUCGUGCAAGAGUACCUCCCGAACGGCCUGCUGCGAAGCCGCAUCUUCUGGACGAUCACGGGUGGCAUCUUCACUUCGGACAGCGAUGUUGCAAUGUGGCGAAAGAACCGAAUGGCUGACUGGCAGAUCCUCCCCGCGCUCAUCCCGUCUCGCUCGAUCCGACACUUGCGCGCUCUGCCUGUCGCCUUUGCGCUACUCCUGCCGCUCGUCACGUUCAUCGUGAUCGGACGCACUGUCGAGGUCAAGAAGGCAGCCGACGAGGCUGGCGAGACGAUCGUGACGGCGGCAGCGGCAGCAGCGGCGACGCUGCAGCAUGCGGCUGAGUCGGCUCCGGAAGGCGUCACCGCGCACAUCCGGCGUGGCCUGCGUGGCCUCUCGCCCAAGACUGCUGGUUCGGGUCUUACAACGCUGACAAUGUUCUUCACGCCACACCUGCAGACUUUGCAGAUCCACGGCAGCCUGAAGCGCGUGAAGCGCCAGCAGUUUGCGGUACCCAUCCUCGCUGCCGGCGUGCUCAUCCUCGUUCUUGCCCUCCCCUUCGCCCUGGUCCCGUACUACCUCCUCCCGCCUGCGCCUACAGCUUUCGACCAGCUGCCCCGUGACGACGGAUGGACGAAUUUUGCCCGCGUCCUCAUGUGCCUGCUGGUCUUGGCCAGUAUCUCCAGCUGGCUCGUGCGCGGUCGCGAUUCAGUCCUCGUUGCGCUGGACGUGGACGGCGGCGACCGCUACCGGGCCGGCAAGUUUGUCGGUGCGGGUAUUUGGGUCGUCGUUGUCGCUUUUGCUGCGCUCGGCGGCGUCGUCGCGGACAAGAUUGAGCUGCUCGGCGUCAUCGCCACACUGGCGAUCGGCUGGUUCCUCCCCUGUAAGUGUCCCCGAAGCCUUCAGCUACAGCGCUACCAGUCGCCAAAGCUGACAACCAGCCCUCUUCUUCAUCAUCACGUUCCACGUCCGAUCCCCGCUGGCGAUCAUCUUCCCGAGCCACGCGCCGCCGCCGCCGGACCCCUCCGCGCUCGCGGGCGGACACCAGCGCACGCCAAGCCUCACGAAUCCGGCCGCCGACGUGCUCCUCGCUCGCAAAGAGAGACAGCUGCAGAAGCGCCGCCAGGGCCGACGACUGUGGCAGGAUCUGAUCGUCUUGAUUGGGUUGUGGUGAGAAGCGAUCAGGGGGAGUGGGGAGACAGGAGGGGAUCCGAAGAGAGCGGAGCGAGGAGCGGAGGAGGGGGAGAAGGGAAGAUCUAG